CAACCAGCAGGUAUAGUGCUACCACAGCAACCUUGGAGUGCACCAAUAAUCAGAACUUUGUUAUACCAACGUUGUUAUACCAAGUGGCGCAUAGCUUCCUCGUACCAAAUACAAGCUCUUUUAACAUAUAUUUUUCAUUUUUUUAGGUUGGACAAUGUGAGAAACAAGGUGUGGGUAGCGACGUUUGGAGUGUUUUCAGCGGGCCUGGCUGUGCUGUCUAGCUUUGGCUUGCUGCUGUAUGUCGGUGUACCUUUCGUAAUGACUGUGGCCACCGCCCCUUUCCUGAUUCUAGGGAUCGGUGUGGAUGACAUGUUCGUCUUGAUAUCGUACUGGCAGAAGACCAAUGUGCACGACAAGGUAGAGGACCGUCUGGCGGAAACAUACAAACACGCAGCCGUCUCCAUCACCAUCACUACGCUGACCGACGUCCUGGCCUUCUACAUCGGGGUCAUGACUCCCUUCGGCUCUGUGCAGUCUUUCUGUCUCUAUACUGGCACCGCCGUCCUGUUCUGCUACAUUUACAGCAUCACGUUCUUUGGUGCCAUCUUGGCUCUGAAUGGUAAGAGGGAGGAGAGCAAUAGGCACUGGCUAACGUGCAUGAAAAUUCGUGAAAAGACGUGUCCCCCAGAACGUUCCAGAUGGUACAGCAUCUGCUGUGUGGGUGGGGUCUAUGACAGAGAGACUAAUGCUGAGGAAGCGCUGCCAAUCAAUGACUUCAUUAAGAAAUACUAUGGGCCAUUCCUCACCAAAAAUUACACCAAAUGUUUUGUGGUCUUCCUCUAUGCUCUUUAUUUGUGUGUCAGUGUUUAUGGGUGCUCCAAUGUGCAGGAAGGAAUAGAACUUAAAAAUUUAGCAUCUGAUGAUUCAUAUGUUGUUGAAUAUUACACGCAUGAAGAUGAGUACUUCUCAGUGUAUGGUCCAAAUGUCAUGGUAGUGGUAGAAAAGACAGUUCCGUACUGGGAAGAAAGCGUGCGUUCCAACCUUAAGAAAUGCUUGAAAGAUUUUCAGAUGCUAACCUAUGUUGAUCAGGAACUCUUCACGUCCUGGCUUGAUGCAUAUGGUGCAUAUUUGGAAAAAUCCUCCUUGGAUUUAAACAACAAGACCGUAUUCAUGGAAAAAUUGCCUGCAUUUCUCAAGCUGGCUCCAGCAUUUAGGCAGGAUUUGAAUUUAACUAACGGGGAGAUACACGCCUCCCGCUUUUUCAUUCAGACUGUAAAUAUCACCAGUGCGCUUCAGGAAAAGAACAUGUUGAGUGAGUUGAGAUUGACAGCCAAAACGUGCCCAGUUCCUUUGCUGGUUUAUCACCCUGCGUUUAUCUUCUUCGACCAGUAUGCGGUCAUAGUGACAAAUACGAUUCAGAAUAUUUUGGUUGCCACUGCUGUCAUGCUGGUCAUCUCCCUCUUGCUGAUUCCCAACCCGCUCUGCUCGCUGUGGGUGACGUUUGCCAUCGCCUCGGUCAUCGUGGGCGUGGCUGGUUUCAUGGCGUUGUGGGGCGUAAACCUGGACUCUAUAUCAAUGAUAAAUCUUGUCAUCUGCAUUGGCUUCUCGGUGGACUUCUCAGCCCACAUCUCCUAUGCGUUCGUUUCAAGCAGCAAGUCCACUGUCAAUGAGAAGGCUACAGAUGCUUUGCACUCCCUGGGCUAUCCCAUAGUGCAGGGAGCUGUUUCUACGAUAUUAGGGGUGGUGGUGCUUUCUGUGGCUGAGAGCUACAUCUUUAGGACCUUCUUCAAGAUUAUGCUCCUGGUCAUUUCCUUCGGGCUGGUUCAUGGCGUCGUUUUUAUUCCUGUGUUCUUGACCUUUUUCGGGAUUUGCAGUAAAUCAGACAGGUGAUGCCUGUGGUUCCCAUAGAUACUGCUGUCUGCCACUGUGAAGCACAGAAAAAUUUCCUGGAGACGCUACAUAAUGGCUACAUAAAACAAAUUCCACUGGCCUUGGUUGUCUGGCUAAUAAGCAAUCUGUCUAUCCAUCUAUGUUCAGAAUUUGUUUGCCUCAUUUUUGGAUUGUACUGGUCCAGUUAGGCUCAUGUGAUUUUCUACCCACAUAAAUUUAAUAUAUAUUCAAAUGUAAAGAAAGUGAUCCAGGUAUUUGUGUAGAGUACAGGUCUGGAGAGGUGACAGAUGACAGCUUUUGAAUAUUAAUGAAAAAUGGAUGAUUUAAUGUCUUUGAGGACAUUCUGUUGCAAUGCUUGAGUGGACAAGUGGACAAACUAGGAAAGAGAAUGAUGUCACAGGACAUGUGGACAUCACUAGGAAUCACCUGGUUCUAUAAAGUCUAUUCAUUUCCUCUAUAAACCAUGAGCUAAAUCUGUCCGGUCAGAAAACAAACAAUGUCACUGCAUACUGUUGUGUGGAAGAUAAUUACCAAUAUUUGGCUGGUGAUGAUAACUAUUAUGUGGACCAUUAUGCAUUAAUAAACAAACAUGUUUAAACCAAA
Molecule: messenger RNA, 2433 nt
Organism: Anguilla rostrata (American eel)
Lineage: Eukaryota; Metazoa; Chordata; Actinopteri; Anguilliformes; Anguillidae
Gene: ptchd3b
Product: patched domain-containing protein 3
Exons: 2
Coding region: 259-1830 (523 amino acids)
Cellular component (GO): membrane
Source: RefSeq, a predicted model, not a curated record